ACCCGGAUAAUGCAGUCGCAUCGCUCUUCCAGCAGCAUGACGACCCUCGAUUCAUUGGACUGAGGGUGAACAAAGCCCUUUGGUUGUUCCUUCAGUCCGUUCACAUCCCGGAAUGGGGCAACCAUGGUGUCACUCCUCUCGACGUUCUCCUCGAGUGAGUCGUUCGCAAAUCGGUGGUAUGAGGCUAAUCCAGUUGCCUGCGCUGGGCAUGAUUGGGUUAUUGAUGCCUGCGCUUGGAGGAGCCAUCGUGCAGCUGAACGACGUCCUGCACGGUGCCAUCUCUCAUGAGCCGGGUCAAAUGGGGCAUCCCAAAAGAAACAUUACUGCCAGAGACUUCCUUGAAGCUUUCCGACGUCAUGAUAAUCGCUUGUCGGACGAGUCAUUGGGGGAUGUCUAUGAUUCCAUUCGUUGCGAGCAUCUGUGUCAAGCGCGCACCCCAACGUCUGGUGGCCCACCAGAUAUCACUGUCAACUUCAAACGCCCACUCCCUCCAUGGCUUACCUAUCGAGUCCAGUCAGAGCCGGUCGUCAUCCGUAUCCCACAACCAGAUCCACAUUUCAGUAUCAAGCUAUUUGGACACGAUCUGGUGUUUGACCCACCUGUGCUGUCAUUUGCGGAGUCGGCGGAAGCUUCUUUCCGGGUGACAGGGCGCUUUUUUGGACAUCACAAGGUGGUUAACUUGUUCAUCAAAUCCGAACUACACACACUAAUAUCCUCGGUGUGAAUCUGUGGGUCCAGUUGUGGGUUGCCCCCCAGUUGGUAGUAGACUUUGACGGAUGGACUUGGUGGAGACGCGGAGCCACUUAGUAGUUUUGAACUACAUAGUAUGCGGUAGUACCAUUUCUUAGUUUCGAGCCUUUAAUUGAAUU
This is a messenger RNA of Suillus clintonianus, 869 nucleotides long. RefSeq lists its product as uncharacterized. The record is from RefSeq and is a predicted model, not a curated record. Lineage: Eukaryota; Fungi; Basidiomycota; Agaricomycetes; Boletales; Suillaceae. The transcript is spliced from 3 exons. The coding region runs from base 113 to 724 and encodes 203 amino acids.